GGGGCAGCCUCUGGGGGAGAAGAAAAAGGGUUGCAGAGAACGGUCCCACGGAUCCUUGGAGGAGGAGAAGGAAAUUCUUUUGGAGGAUAAUUAAACUGGAGAAUUAACGCGGAUAGUCCCUGGACCCAAGAUGGAAGACACUUCUAAGGAGGAAAAUCUAGGACAGAUACAACUACACAAGGGAAUGGGAGGAAUGCCCCAAAAGAGUAAAUCCCAGGUAGAAGAAGCUUCUAAAAACCGGAAGAGAAUAGGGAAACCCUCUGGAUCCAGAAGAAUGAAGCCCAUCGUGUCUCAAGGAAGCUCCAAGGAACGGCCAAUUCGGCAAAGAAACCGAAUGUCCAAGAAACAGCAUCCGUGUCCUGACUGUGGGAAGGUCUUCAACCGGACCUCUGCUCUCCGUGCCCAUCAGAGAGUCCACACAGGCGAGAAGCCCUAUAAGUGCACUGAGUGUGGGAAGAACUUCAGCAAGAGUUCACACCUCAUUGCUCACCAAAGAAUCCACACAGGAGAAAGGCCCUACACUUGUUUGACCUGUGGGAAAAGCUUCAAUCACUCUUCCCAUGUGAUUAUCCACCAGAGAACUCACACAGGGGAGAAACAUUACAAGUGUUUGGAAUGUGGGAAAAACUUCCGAUACAGUUCUGAUCUCAUCAGGCACCAGACUGAACACGCAGGCGAAAAACCCUUCCGGUGUGCAGACUGUGGGAAAUGUUUCAAUCGGACCUCCAACCUCCUUAUCCACCAGAGAAUACACACUAAAGAGAAACCCUACAAGUGCCUUGAGUGUGGGAGAAACUUCAGUUACAGUUCAGUCCUUAUCAGGCACCAAAGAGUGCACACCUCUGAGAAGCCUUAUAAAUGCCCUGACUGUGGGGAAGGUUUCCAUGUGAACGCAACCCUCCUUACACACCAGAGGAUACAUACAGGAGAGAAACACUAUUCAUGCUCAGAGUGUGGGAAAAGCUUCAGGUGGAUAUCACAUUUAAAUAGGCAUCAGAAGAUCCACACUGUAGAAAAAUCUGCCAUUGCUUCCUCCAGAAUUAUUUAUUCCAUUCACCUUCCUUUCCUCCUCCUUUCCCCUUUAUUUAUUCAUACAUCUUCUCCUUUUUGCCCCUUACUGUUCAACAUUAUGGGUGGAAAAGACUGGAAACCCUCUUUUUUGUUUAAAAUCUGGUUUGCUUCAACAGGUGAUGGGAUGGCAGCCAAGACUGAGAAGCAGAUGUCCAUAAAAGAAGAGCCAGAGCCUGUAGAAAGGCAGGUGAUCUUUAGAGGAGGAUCUAAAGAGAGCGUCUCUCAAAAAUGUAAACAGGAAAGGGGGACUAAAAGUCACUACAAUUUGCUGCCGGAGAGGAGAGAAAAAGUCGCUUCUGAUAAAAUGCAAGGCAAAGCCGGUCAGUGCAAGGAGGAGAGUUUAAAAAGUCUUGACCAAAUAGUAAUCCAGCAACUGAUCCACAUUGGAGAAAGUAAAAUCACGCCAAGCAAGCAGGAAAACAGCUUCUGCCAGAGUGUAGGCAUUAACAGACCUCAGAUUGUCCACUUGGCAGAGAAGCCAUAUCUCUGCAUCAUUUGUGAGAAAACUUUCCGCAAUCACUCAGGUCUUAUGGUCCAUCAGAGAAUCCACACUGGAGAGAAGCCGUAUAAAUGCCCCGAUUGUGAGAAGAGUUUCAACCAGCGAUCCCAUCUGACCUCUCACCAUGGGACCCACACAGGCGAGAAGCCGUUCAAGUGCUUUGACUGUGGGAAGAGCUUCAGUUACAACUCUGGGCUCAUAAUACACCAGCGGAUCCACACCGGGGAGAAGCCAUAUAAGUGCUCCAACUGUGAAAAAAGCUUCAGUCAAAAAUCUCAUCUCCUUUCCCAUCAGAGGACCCACAUGGGAGAGAAGUCCUUCAAAUGCCCCGACUGCGGGAAAAGCUUCAGUUACAACUCUGGUCUCGUGAUACAUCAACGAAUCCACACUGGGGAGAAACCAUAUAAAUGUUCUGAUUGUGGGAAGAGCUUCAAUCAGAGAUCGCAUCUCAUUUCGCAUCAAGGCAUUCACACGGGGCAGAAGCCAUAUACCUGCCAGGAUUGUGGGAAGAGUUUUAGCUUCAAUUCUGGGCUGGUUAUACAUCAACGGCUUCAUACUGGAGAGAAACCUUAUAAAUGUCCCCACUGUGGGAAAAAUUUCAAUCAGAAAUCGCACCUUAUUUCACACCAGAGAAUCCAUACUGGGCAGAAAUCUUAACUUCUAAAGACAAUUCUGUAGAGGCUAUUAAUAUUCGCAUCAUCUUUGCUUUCUAAACAGGAGCUUUUGGAGAACAAUGUGCAUCGUCAUUUGUGUGUCUGGAAGCAGUGGGCUUAUUUUAGAAUUUUGAAAUUAGAUUCAUACUUACAUGUUCAUCAUGUCAAGACCUGUAGCAAAAAGAAAAGUGACAACCAAGAACAGUGGAUGGAACAGGAGGACUGAGGUCAGGGGUCAAAGCUACGAUUAUAAAAUGCCAGAAAGCCAAUACUUAAUGUACUUUAAUAUCCGAUUUUCAAUUUCAUGAGUAAAUAAUAUUGUAGUUUUAAAUGUAAAGGAUUUAUUGGUCAGUAGGAAAAUGCUUUAAAAAUUCUCAUUGAUGUGUUAAUAUAGAUUCUUAGCUUGUGCAAAAUAUAUAGCCCUCUUUCCAAAGUCUCAUCAGUGCACAGGGAGAAAGUGGGAAGUUGGGCCCCACUGCUGAUCACAUCCUUGAUGCUUUGUUCCCUUUUGGCUUGGGAGUUUGCUAUGCUUAGAUUUGAAAAGGAAAGCCUACAUUUCUUAAAACGAAAAGUGGUAUAUCUGUAUCUAUAUCACAUGGGAUGCUGGAAUAAAGACAUGACAUACAAGUUGGGGCCACAAGGCAUUCCUUGUUCCUCUACAAAUCCUAGACUAUGCAUGGAGACAACUUUGGAAUUUCAAAAUAUAGUAAAUCAAGAAAGUCAUCCUUGUUAAUAUACAAUCUCUAGAUUAGAUUUCUCUAAUGCUUUCUAUAUGAGGUGGCCUCUGAAAAUGGUUUGCAAACUUCAGUGGAUACAGAAUGCAUCAAGAUUACAAAUUCAACUUGAAAUAUGCUCGAUUUAAAUUAGUAUAUAGCUCCAUUUUGUUCAGUUGACUUUGGUUAGUGACUUGCUUCUGAACACCAUCCAAAAUGCUGCUUAUUGGCUGUAAACUUUCAAUGAUUGCCACAGUCCUCCUCAGGAACCUUGCAUUGUGCCCUUGUGUGGUGGAGCUGGGGAAUACCACUUCUCAGUUGUGACACCAGGCUGUAGAAUUCCCUACUCCAAGUGGUCUGUUUGACCCCUUCUUUAGUAGUGCUUAAAAUUGGUAUUUUAAAGGAAGCAUUUUGUUCUACCUCUCUCUCCACGCCUGCCGUGAUUUUAUUUUAGGUUUUGAAUAUUUGAUCUAGGUUCCAGCUUGUUUUCAGGUUAUUGUUGUUACUACUACAUUGGAUCCAGACUUAGUCACACUUAAAAAAAGACCCACUGAAAUCAGAGAGGUUUAAGGUAAUCAUGACUAUCCAGUCCCAUUGAUUUGAAUGUGCUUAUGUAUAAGCAUGACAAUGUAUGGCCUUCAUUUUUGUUGAGUUCCAGUGUUCAACAGCACUUGGCAUUAUGGCCAGUGGUGAGAGAUGGUGGGAAUUGCAGCCUUACAACAUCUGGAAAGCCAUUGUGUAUAUGGCUGUAAUAUUGGAUGCUGUGUGCUGCCCUGAGACCAAGGGGCUGAAAAACAGGGUGUAAAUAUUAAGUCAAUUGGUAUUUAUCACAUUUUAAACAUUGAUCAUUACAGCUUAAUUGCAGCAACUCCACUGUACAUAACUUUGCUGAUCAGAAUGGUGUAUAUGGUAGUUUUUAAAGUACUGAAACUGUUUCCUUGCAAUAAGUGGAGAGUGUACAACUCUAACAUGCAUUUUUAAAAAGAUAUUCUGAUACUGGUUGUUCCCUUGGAUUUUUAUUUUUUGCCACUUUCUCUCCCCUCCUCAUAAUCAAAUGUAGUAACUGCAGCACUAAGAGGAUUUACUUGCUUGAAUUAACUUUUUAACAACACAAGUGAAGCAAUACAAAAACUCUGGAGCCAUGCAGGAGAAGACACUUUUCAUGUACCAGAUGGCUGAACCUUUGACAACAGGGUAUCUUCAGAAUAGCAUUUCCUGAUCAUCUGAGUAGUCGGUCAAGUUCAUAGCAAGAGAGGCAGUCCCACAGAUUGCCAAGCCCUAAGCUGUGUAGGGUUUUAUGAGUUAGUACCACCUCUUGAAUUAUUCCCAGAAGACAUCAGCAAUUGUUGACAUUUCAUUACAGGAAUCAUAUGAUUUCUAUACAUUUCACCAGUCAGCAGCCUAGCUGCCCUACUUCGUAGCAUUUGCAAUUUCUAGACCCUUUUCAAAGGUAGCCUCACACGCAGCUCAUUACAAUAGUCCAGAAAGAUUGUAACUUCUCCACAGUCCAGCUGGCUUAGGAAGAGUUGCAGUUGCUGCACUAGCUUGUAAUUGUGCAAACGUUCUCCUUGCCAAGGCUGCCACCUGGAAGUCCAGUGACAGCUGGGGAUCAAGGGUCACUUCUAGACUCCAAACUGCUGCUCCUGGGAGCUACAACCCUAUGUGGAGCAAGCUUCACUCCAAAUCCAGCUUUUUCCAUACCAACAGCAGUUCUGACUUGUCUGGAUUUAAUUUCAACUUGUUUUCUCUCAUCCAGCCUAUUAUCGAGGUUAAGCAACAUUUAGGGGUACGGAUUCCUUCCUUGAAAAUUGGGUGUAGUAGAGCAGGGUUUCUUCAUACUGAUGGCAUCUAAUUCCAAAACUCUGGAUGAGUUUCCCCCAGUAGUUUCAUGUAAAGAUGCUAGUAAUAAGUCAUUGUUUGAUGUUGAAAUCUGUUUUCAAUCUUUUUUUUGUUGGUGUGUGUAUGUAGUUGAGAAACAAGAAGUGUAUUGCCUACUGAGUGCUAAUCUAGCUCAGCCUUUCUUUACUCAUUCAAAUGGCUGGGGGAACAUGGGAAUUAUAAUGGAGCACAUCUGGAGAAUACCACAUGGGAAAAAGCAGCCUAGUAAAUAUUUCAUGGCAUAAUAUUUUAGGGGCAAUACUUAUUGUCCUAUAAAAAAUUAAAGGAAUGCCAAUAGAAAUAAACAUCUGGGGAGAAAAUGUGGUUUCUCUUGUUAGUGUUUUUUUAAAUUCUUCAGCGCAUGCUUAUCAGUUUUAAAAGUCAACCGCAUGUAGGGAUGAGGGCAAGAAUCCAAAAUGUUUUGCCAACAGUAUCACUUACACCCAUUCAUCUUAGAAAGAUACUAAAAUACUAGUGAGUACAGUACUCUGGCCAUAAAGUGUAAACCCUUGUGUCUUGUCAAAUGCAAUGCCUUGGAUAUCUUGCUCAAUAAAAAUAUAAUUUCUUUUUA
Molecule: messenger RNA, 5385 nt
Organism: Candoia aspera
Lineage: Eukaryota; Metazoa; Chordata; Lepidosauria; Squamata; Candoiidae
Product: zinc finger protein ZFP2-like
Exons: 3
Coding region: 131-2227 (698 amino acids)
Source: RefSeq, a predicted model, not a curated record